AACUUUUAGACUAGGCCAGUAUGAAUGAUUGAUUUAUUUCUGAAUGUAGUUGUCAGUUAGUGUAAAAAGAGGAAUUGGAAGAUGCAGCCUGCCACUGACAUUUUAAAACACUGCGAAACAUACUGGCUACGUUUUGAAGAUGGUCAUGUAACCAUUUGAGGUAUAAGUAUUCCAAUACAUAUUGGCAUUGCUUCCUUGCAUAUAGGAGUUUUCAAGCAUUUACUUUUCUUUUGGUUCUCAUCGGAAUUUCACCACAAGGCUUUUUACAUUGGAAGACAUCAACGUGAAAUUGAUGUUCAGCUGACAAGAAUUUGUGUUCCCCACGACUUUGGAAGAAAACCUAGAUCUCUUGAAGACAUGAAGCAUUUCAAGGCAACAGAGUUCCAUGAUGUUAUGCUGUACUUCAUGCUUCCAUUGGUUCAACCAUAUCUGCCAGUUGAUCACUUUCAUCAUUUUGCUAUUCUGAUAACUGCAAUUACUAUUUUGUUGUCGGAGUCAACAGAAAAUGAAAUAAAAUUAGCAGGCAUUCUUUUGGAUUUUUUUGUUUAUAAAAUGGAGUCUCUUUAUGGUUUCUCUGCCAUGACAAUGAAUGUACACAGUCUUACUCAUCUAUCUCAACAGGUGUCAAAUACUGGACCUUUGUGGUGCAAUUCCAUUUUUUCCAUUUGAGAAUAUGCUAAAGGCAAUUGGCUAUCUGUACUCAGGCACUAGGAAUGUAGGAGAUCAGAUUGUUGAUAACUUUCUGCUAAGGCAGCAGUUGUCAAGAUGCAAAUUGUCAUUGGAUGAUGUCAUUGACAACUUCACUGUGAAUUUACGCCUUCGUAGGCAUCGAUCUGUCAGAAAGAACACUCUACAAGUGGCACCAAACAUUGACUUUUUUCUUCCUAUGGCUCAAGAGAGUUUAACGUGGAGAGAAAAACAAGAACUUAUACGAUUUGCCAUUGCAUCAGUUACUGAGCAAGUGAAGACAACAGCAAGGGCUAUAAUCAAGCAUGAAGUCUUCCACAGCCAGAGUUAGCAGCGAAUGGGUGCAACGUAUAGCAGUCUUGUUGAAGUGACAGUCAAUAAAUAGGAGGCUAUUUGGAUAUAUUGCAAAAUUUUGCAUUUAUAAUGCUAAGGCAUUUGCAGUAUUAAAACUACUGCAUCAGCGUAAAAUGAAUAUCUGCAAAGAGGCUUCAUCGUCUAGUGAUGCCUUUAUAAGAAAGCUAUGUGUUGAUGAACCCCUAGCUUACCACUACCUUCCUGUGGAGGAAGUUGAUGAUCUGGUGGUUAUUCAAUGCAUUGACAUCAUAAGAAAAUGUAUUUUAAUUCCUUGCAGUAAUAGUCAUCUCUCUAUUUUGGGAUUUCUUGUACCUGUAGUUAGAGAUUAUAGAACAUAAAUAGAUUAUGUUGAUUGUGGU
Corticium candelabrum is the source of this 1400-nucleotide messenger RNA. RefSeq lists its product as uncharacterized. Bases 590 to 1018 code for a protein of 142 amino acids. The record is from RefSeq and is a predicted model, not a curated record. NCBI's taxonomy places the organism in Eukaryota, Metazoa, Porifera, Homoscleromorpha, Homosclerophorida, Plakinidae. The transcript is spliced from 5 exons.